This is a messenger RNA of Malaya genurostris, 1845 nucleotides long. It is a transcript of the gene Syx7, whose product is annotated as syntaxin-7. The transcript has 6 exons. Gene Ontology annotation, cellular component: membrane; endomembrane system; synaptic vesicle. Gene Ontology annotation, biological process: vesicle fusion; intracellular protein transport; vesicle-mediated transport. NCBI's taxonomy places the organism in Eukaryota, Metazoa, Arthropoda, Insecta, Diptera, Culicidae. Bases 423 to 1241 code for a protein of 272 amino acids. Gene Ontology annotation, molecular function: SNARE binding; SNAP receptor activity. The record is from RefSeq and is a predicted model, not a curated record.
GAUAUUGAAGACGAUGAUUAUUAUUUGGUUGGUCUAUCGUUCCCAAGGAAUAUUGAAGUAAUUAAUUUACGUGUUUUCGCGAAAAAAAUUUAUCUUUGUGGAUUUGUGUUGUUUUAUCUUUACGGCAGUUUCUUAUCAAAUAAUUUUUUCUGCUGGCUAACGUUAUCAAAGUAAACAACGUUCUUGUACAUUCUCUUGGGAAUCAUCGACCAUUCCAUAUAAAACAAAGGAACUGCAUUAUUGUUUAAAUUAUUGGCUUAAAAGGUUUACAUAAACUAGAAUUUUCUGCAGAACGGAAGAAAAUUGUUUUCGCGGUUCGUGUGCAACGUAUUCGACCAAAGCAUUCGUCAUCCUAAUUAAGCUAGUGUGAGACAGAACGCACUAGGGUACAACAAUUUGGGAGCUAUCUACCAUAAGGCAAGAUGAGUUAUUCGUCCUUUGAGAAUAGCGGUACUGCGACCACCACAAUCACCAAUGAAGCAGAUUUCCAGAAGCUGGCACAGACCAUUGCAACGAGCAUACAAAAGAUUCUUCAGAAUGUGUCGUCCAUGCAGCGUAUGGUAAAUCAGUUUGGAACAGCACAGGAUUCACCGGAAUUAAAACAACAGCUCCACCAAAUUCGAACUUACACCCAGCGAUUAAUUACCGAUACAACCAAUUUGCUGAACGACCUGGUCAACUGCAAGGAACGUCAUUUGAAAAUCCAACGUGAUCGAUUGGUGGACGAAUUUGGUGCUGCAUUAACCGCUUUUCAGUCGGUUCAGCGCAAAACUGUAGAUUUAGAAAAGAAUGCAGUUCGACAGGCGCGAGGUGCCCACGUGGUUCUCAACAAACCUCCUGGAAGUAAUAACUCGGGAAUGGGAAGCUACAACAACUCAUCGAUGUUCGAGGAUAAUUUUGUAAGCGGCAGCCGGGGACAAACACAGGAACAGUUGCAAGAGGAAAUCGACUUGCAGGCACUAGAGAGCCAGGAGCAAACCAUUCGAGAGUUGGAGGAAAACAUUGUAAGCGUAAAUGAAAUCUAUAAAAAAUUGGGUGCCCUUGUAUACGAACAAAGUCAUCAGGUGGAUUCGAUUGAGGCUUCGGUUGAAAAUACAAGCGUUUUCGUGUCCGAAGGAGUGCAAAAGUUGAAACAAGCAAGCCAGUACCAGAACAAAGCCCGCAAGAAGAAGCUUAUUUUGGCCCUGAUAGCAGCAGGUAUUCUGACGGUCAUCAUUUUGCUUAUCAUAAUUCGAAAUUAGAGAGUUCGGGUAAACUUUCUACAGAACAGAACACGACAAAAAGAAAAUUGGAAAGUGCAUGUUUCGAAAACUCUGUUUCAAUUAGUAAUAUGAAAGGAUCUGUCUAGAUUAUGUUUCCUACAUUCGCUAUAUUGUCGAAGUUGUAAGUAUGCCUAUGGUACAGGUUUUCCUAUCCCCAAACUUUUGACCGGCAGUGCCGUCCCUAACGAACGUGAUAAAUCUAUGUAUGUUUACUUAUUUUCUUACGUUUGAAUUUCACAGAAGCUGCUGCUUCCCAAUAUUGUCGUGUAGAAGUUGAAUAAAAUGAUUGUAACAUUUGAUAGAGUUCUCCAAAGCAAAUUUUUAUUUCAGAGCAGAAAAUGCGAGAUAUAUACUAUUUAUUUGAUAUUACCUUAUUCUAUAGUGACGAUUCACGUUUAAUUCUAUACUUACUAAUGUCCUUCUUCGAACACUGUAUUUUGAGGUAUGUAUAUCGUAUUGUUCGAUUAGGUAUAUUAGAUAUAGUGCACGCAUGCGAUGAGAAAAUACCAAGAAAACGUUAAAAUAAAAAGGAUAUAAACAUAAAUAUAUAAAUAAAAAUGUCAACAGAAAGCACCGCAACAAA